CGGCGGGUCCAGCCGGCAGCCGCCCAGCAACCCACUCCCUGUGCGCCGCUCGGUAGCAGCAGCGCACCAAACCACCACCACCCUACCGCGCCGCACCUCCGCCCGCGCCCAUGUCAUGACGACGCCGCGACGGCGCGCUGACCUGUCGCCCUCGCCAUCGCCCUCUUCCUCGUCUCCGCUCCUCUCCCGCCUGCGCUCCGCGGCCUCCAGUCUCGUGUCGCGGCAGUACAGCACGAAUAAGGGAGGCAACGGCACUGGUGGGCGGAGCGGUGGUGGCUCUUCCUCCGGGCCAAGGCCACGCAGGCCAGGAUUCGUGGAUCCUUCAACAUGGAGACUUUUUGACUCAAGGGCUUUUGGCAUUAACCAGGAUGCUAUACCUAAGGAUGCAUUGGCGGUUCUCAAAAAGCUCAGACGACAAGGUUUUGAAGCUUAUCUUGUUGGGGGAUGUGUGAGAGAUUUGCUACUGAAAAGGGUACCAAAAGAUUUUGAUGUGAUUACCACUGCAAGUCUCCAACAGCUUAAGAAAAAUGUAUUCAGGCGAUGCAUGAUUGUAGGAAAACGCUUUCCAAUAUGUCUUCUUCAAAUGCGUGACUCAGUAAUUGAGGUUUCGAGCUUUCGAACAGUUGGUAAUCAUGUGAAUAAAACUGAAAAGGGAGAUUGUUUGGAAGAGUUGAAUGGUUAUGACGACAGGGACAUUCUUCGCUGGAAGAAUUCUAUGAGAAGAGACUUCACAAUAAAUGGUUUAUUCUUUAACCCGAUGAACUACAAGAUUUAUGAUUAUGUGAAUGGAGUAAGGGAUAUGAGAAAAAACAAAGUGUGUACAGUGAUUCCUGCUCAUAUUUCUUUCAUGGAAGACCCUGCCAGGAUUUUACGUGGUUUGAGAAUUGCUGCUCGCCUUGGUUUCCAGUUUUCAAGUGAAACUUCUAAUGCGAUACACGAUCUUUCUUCGUCUAUAAUUAAUAUUGAUAAGGCAAGGUUGAUGAUGGAAAUGAACUAUAUGUUGUCUUAUGGGGCAGCAGAACCUUCUGUUAGGUUACUUGGAAUAUAUGGACUACUCGAUAUUUUGCUGCCUUUCCAGGCAGCAUAUUUGUCUGAUCAGAUGAAGGAUAGGGCCAGAUACAAAGAUUUGAUGCUUAUGAAACUAUUGUGUAAUCUUGAUAGAUUAUUCUCUGCAGACCGGCCAUGCCACUGCUCUUUGUGGCUGGCACUGUUGGUAUUUCACACGACACUGGUUAUUUCUCCACAAGACACCCUGGUAAUAAAAGCUUUUGCUGCUCUGCUGUAUUUCGGAUCAUGGGAAAGCGCAAUUGAAUUUCUGAAAGAAGAAGAAGAAGAAGAAGAAGAUGGAGCUCAAGUUUCAUUUGUCCCAGAGACACUGGGGCCUUCUCAGACCAAACUGGACGAUCUUAUGGAACAAACAUCCCACCUAGCAUCGCUGGUCAAUGCUUCAGUACUUACAUUGACAAGUUCUGAUGCUCUGGAGCAAUCACUAGCCCGAUUCUCGGAGCCUCCACAAUUUUCAGGAGUAGUGCUCGCGUCCAACAACGACAGGAACAGGUUGUUGAAAAUAUUUGGGGCCCUGAAUUCUGGCUUGACUUCAUAUGAUGAGCGAAGAUGGUUGCAUAAGAUCGAUUACUGGUCGCUGAAAGAUGGGAAUCCUGCUGAGGUCCGGUUCGUUCUCGGGAAAGUGAUCAUGGACACUAUGAGCGAUAAGUCGCCGUCUGAAUCUGCUGAGGACGCUCUGCUGUUCGGCGGUUCUUGCUGAUGAAAGCCGGCCCGUCCGCCAUCGUCCACAUUAUUUCAGUCUUUGAAGCACCUCCGCAGCCAGCCGUCGCUGUGAAGAAACUAGUCUGUCUCAUGUUUUCGGCGAAUGCUGCUAAACAUAUACAAAGCGUUCCGAUUUUGCUGGUGCUGCGGGAUGGCAACACCACAAGCCCACCGGCGCAUUAUAUUGGUGUGGUUAAAUUUACCUGGAGAGAUUAGAGAAUGUCUUCUAUUUUUCUUAAAAGAAGAGGGAGAGAAAGAGGGGGAAUGGAUGAAUACGCUAUUUUCAAGACUAUGAAACAUGAUGAAAGUAGUAUCGGAAACAAGAGAGUUUCAUUUUUCAUCUCA
Setaria italica (foxtail millet) is the source of this 2112-nucleotide messenger RNA. RefSeq names its product CCA-adding enzyme. NCBI's taxonomy places the organism in Eukaryota, Viridiplantae, Streptophyta, Magnoliopsida, Poales, Poaceae. Bases 116 to 1765 code for a protein of 549 amino acids. The record is from RefSeq and is a predicted model, not a curated record. Gene Ontology annotation, biological process: RNA processing. Gene Ontology annotation, molecular function: RNA binding; nucleotidyltransferase activity. The transcript has 14 exons.